Aspergillus bombycis is the source of this 615-nucleotide messenger RNA. Its product is annotated as putative integral membrane protein. The coding region runs from base 1 to 615 and encodes 204 amino acids. Gene Ontology annotation, cellular component: membrane; endomembrane system. Lineage: Eukaryota; Fungi; Ascomycota; Eurotiomycetes; Eurotiales; Aspergillaceae. The record is from RefSeq and is a predicted model, not a curated record. The transcript has 5 exons.
AUGCAUGAAAAUCCCAACCACGCCAAUGAGGCAUACGGCUGGCAUUUUCAGUACCUGACGGUCAUUGGAUUAUCCCUGUCCACGCUUACCUUCACGAUUGGUCUACUGGCGGACGUGACCUUAUCCUCCCAGCUGUUUUUGAUCAAGAACAUCCUGUCGAUAUGCAGUGCACCGUUAGAAGUUCUGAUCAGCAUUCUGUAUUGGGGUCUCCGCGUGAUCGAUGAACGUUUGGUGGUACCUGAUUGGGCUGUCAUUCCUUUGAACGCGGACAUUAGUUUCCAUGCCAUACCAUCCAUUGUCCUUCUGAUCGACCUGUUUCUGCUUUCCCCGCCAUGGACGAUUAGUAUCCUCCCCGCCCUCGGCUUGUCCAGCGCCAUUGCCUUUGGGUAUUGGUUCUGGAUCGAACGUUGCUUCUCGUAUAAUGGAUGGUACCCUUAUCCAAUCUUCGAGCAACUUCCUUUUGAAGGUCGUGUCGGACUGUUUGCCCUCAGUGCCGUCGUGAUGGCUCUGAGUACCGGCACCCUGAAGUGGCUUUACGGCCGCGUGAAUGGCUAUGGGACCCAUUCUAAACCACAUUCUCGCCCUGGCGCUAUCUCUCAGAAUGGCAGUCUUUAA